AAAAAAAAAAUAAAGUCAUAACAAAAACACGUUGUUUUGAUGAUGUUCGUGUGAGAUUUUAUUACGGAUAUUUUCGUGAAUUUACAUCGUUUUAAAUUGUUAAAGAAUAAUUUAAGAUGGGGAAAGGACGCUACAAUGCUAAAGCUCGCCAAGUCGUUAAGACUGAUAUAGAUAAUUCAAAAACUAGCGAGAUUCAACUAGAAUUUGCUACAAAUGAAUAUGGAGCCACCGACUCAACCAAUCUACUGGCCUUACCAUCAAAGAAACGUGAAACGAAAAUUGUCCGCGAAAAGAAAGAAAAAACAAGAUUUCUUUCAAAAGCACAGAGGAAAAGAUUAGAAAAGAUUGUUGAGAAGAAGAAGAAAAAGGAAAAUAGAGCAUCUCUUUUAGAAUCUCUGUCACAAGUGCAAGCGUCUGCAGCGGAAGUGCAGCAGUUGACGGGUAUAUCAGCUGUCCAGACUAUUGGGUUGAGGAAACUUAAUGAGCUGAACUCUGAGCUGACCACUCAAGCAGUCACUGAGGAAACGGAAAAUAAGAAGUUUAGUAGUAUUGCCGGUGCCAAGAAACGUCUUCGAUUACUAAAAAUGGAUAAUGCAGAAAAAAUAAAGAAGAAGAAAUAUGAUCCUAAUGUAGUUGGACUUGAAGAAUCUUCAGAAGACAGCAGUUCAGAAUCUGAAGAAGAAAGUGAUGAUGAUGAACCUGAAAUUGUGAAUGGACAUGAUACCAAUGAAAAAGAAACUCCUAAUCCAACCGAUAAGGUUGAUAUUACUGUGACGGAUAAAAAUGAUUCUGAAGAACAAAAUACAGUUAAAAUUGUAGAAAAGAAAGUUGAAAAUGUUAAGAAAAACAGUGAAAAAGAUAUUAAAGUUGAAAAGAAACCAUUGCUUGAGCAUCCUACAGUUCAUGUAGAAGUGAAAAGGGAUCCUAAGAUUCAGGUAGCAAGGUUGAAAUUGCCUAUACUGGGCGAAGAACAGAGGAUUAUGGAAUUGAUAAAUGAAAACGAAUUCCUUAUUGUUGCUGGAGAAACAGGCAGCGGAAAAACAACCCAGAUACCACAGUUUCUCUACGAAGCAGGGUAUGCAGAGCACAAGAUGAUAGCUGUUACGGAGCCCCGUAGAGUGGCUACCGUGGCUAUGGCCGCCCGAGUCGGCUAUGAAUUGGGAUUGUCCAACAAAGAGGUUUCUUACCUCAUGCGGUUUGAGGGUAACGUUACAAAGGACACCAAAAUCAAGUUUAUGACUGACGGAGUCCUUCUCAAAGAGAUUCAAUCAGAUUUUCUUCUGAGCAAAUAUUCAGUUGUUAUCAUCGACGAGGCCCACGAAAGGAGCGUGUACACGGACAUUCUAUUAGGUCUUCUAUCGAGGAUAGUUCCAUUGCGAAGGAAACGAGGAUCUCCUCUCAGGCUGAUCAUCAUGUCCGCCACUCUAAGAGUCGAAGACUUUACUGAAAACACCAGGUUGUUUAAAGACCCGCCUCCAGUUAUAAAAAUAGACGCAAGACAGUUUCCAGUGACGAAACAUUUCAACAAGAAUACAAACAGUGAUUAUUUGAAGGAAGCGUUUAAGAAAACUGUAAAAAUUCACACUCGGUUGCCCGAAGGAGGCGUAUUGAUAUUUGUUACCGGACAACAGGAGGUGCACUAUUUAGUCAAAAAACUAAAGGCUGCUUUCCCGUACCGCAAAGAUGUGGAUUACACGAAGCUUAUCACCAAGAAUAAGCCGGUGUCAGACGCUGAUGCUGCAUUGGAUUCCGAACCUGAAGAUAUCGAGUCUGAUGAUGAUGAGGUAGAAAGAGAAAUGAAACGCGCUCGCAAAGCCCGGAGAAAGGCUAAGAAGAAGUCUAAGACUCUGCCUAAGAUCAACUUGGAUGACUAUGACAUGCCGGAAGAUGAUGGCCAGGCGGACCUGGUGGAUGAUGAGGAUAGCGAGGGGCAUCUCAGUGAUUCAGACGCCGAAGAAGAUUCCCUAACUCCAGCCAUAAAAUCGUGUCGCCAACCUCUAUGGGUGUUACCUUUGUACUCGAUGUUGAACCAAAAUAAACAAGCCAGGAUCUUCAACCCCCCGCCGGCUGGAGCAAGGCUCUGCGUCGUCAGUACGGAUGUGGCUGAAACAUCGAUCACCAUACCAUCUAUCAGAUACGUUGUGGAUACUGGAAAAAAGAAGAUGCGCGUCUACGAUCACGUGACCGGCGCAAGCGCAUGGCGCAUAGUUUGGACGUCGCAAGCGAGCGCUGAGCAACGCGCGGGUCGAGCCGGUCGAGUGUCGAGCGGACACGCGUACCGUCUGUACAGUAGCGCCGUCUUCCAACACGAAUGUCCUGAACAACACCCACCUGACUUAUGCAGGAGGCCUGUCGACGAUCUCGUAUUGACUAUGAAGUGUAUGGGGAUAGAUAAGGUAGUAAACUUCCCGUUCCCGACGGCCCCCGACAGAAUGCAGUUGCGCUUAGCUGAAAAGCGGCUGGAAGCCCUCGGUAUCCUGGAGAAGCCUCCUAUGAAGGACAUCAGGAAGGAUGAUGAAGAGGUGCUUAAAGUGACUCCGCUAGGCAAGGCAGUGUCUGCAUUCCCCCUUCUGCCCCGCUACGGCAAGAUGUUAGCUCUCAGCCAUCAACAGAACCUGCUACCCUUCACUAUAGCGCUCGUGUCAGCGCUCACUGUACCAGAGGUAAUGACCGGGAAACCAGAUAGUUGGCCAGCGACUGGCAAUGUUCUCUUGCUUGGCGAUCCUGGCGUGUUACUCCGUGCUAUUGGCGCGGCGGAAUACGCAUAUGUAAAAGGGGAAGAAGAAAUAUUCUGCGCCAAAUAUGGACUUAGAGAAAAGGCAAUAAAAGAAAUACGCAAACUUCGAAAACAAUUGACCUCAGAAAUCAAUCUAAGCGUGGCGGGGGUCGAUGUGGUGGUAGACCCCGAAAUGAAACCCCCAAACGAUAACCAGGCUCGGCUGUUGAGACAGUUGGUGCUCAGCGGCUUAGGGGACCAGGUUGGCAAGAAAAUAGCUCUUGAAGAAGUUAAACAAGGAGAAGACAAAAGAAAGUUCAAAUACGCGUACCACUGCGGGGAAUUGGAAGAACCAGUCCAUUUGCACUCUGAUUCCAUACUAAGAAAGACCAUUCCAGAAUGGGUAGUGUUCCAGGAAUUGUAUGAAACUGGAUCUGAUGAGAGACGGAAAAUGGUUAUGAGAAAUGUAACGGCUAUAGAACCAGAGUGGCUGCCUUUAUUGGUGCCUCAGUUGUGUAAUUUAGGCGAACCUCUAGAUGAUCCUCCGCCUAGAUAUGAUGAGAAGUCAGGAAGAGUCAAGUGUCACUUUAAAGGUACUUUUGGUAAAGCUGGAUGGGAACUACCCACUGCUGAAGUGGAUUAUCCGGAGAAAAUUGACAGAUACAGAUGGUUCGCCCGUUUCCUACUAGAGGGCGCUGUGUUCCCUAAAUUGAAGAAGUAUACAGGUUCAUUACUGUCUCCUCCUUCAACCAUGGUGAAGAGUUGGGCCAAGCUGCAACCUAGAACAGAAGUGCUUCUGAAGGCUUUGAUAGCGAAGCGAGCGGGUUCUCGGGACGCUUUGCGAAGCGUUUGGGAGGAGAAUGGUUCUUUCCUUCUUGACGAGUAUUUGAAAUGGGUGCCGGAGUCAGCACACAACGAAGUCAGCUUAUAUUGGCCGCCUUUGAAAUAAUUCUUU
Messenger RNA from Spodoptera exigua (beet armyworm), 3671 nucleotides. The record is from the annotation of a GenBank genome assembly. NCBI's taxonomy places the organism in Eukaryota, Metazoa, Arthropoda, Insecta, Lepidoptera, Noctuidae.